AUGGACACGUUUACUCACGCUUGCGUGUUGCUUGCACUAUGUGUGGCCUGGCUACAGGAAACGAUACCAUACAACAUCAGAACUCAUCCAUGCUGCCUGGAGCCCAGCGAGAAUCUCACAUUGGCCAUGAUUAUCGACGCCUUCGAAAUCUACGGUCAUGAUCCAACCGACAAACUGGACAAUUUAUGGCUAUAUCAGACUGAGAUGAUGCGUAUCAAGACUGCUGAGGAUCAGUACUUAAUAAACGAACGGAUACAUAUUGCAACGGAUCAUUUGGGACGUUUCAUAAGACUGCAUAUUCAGGAACUGAAGGUGCUUUUAAUAACCCUGGAUGAUGUAAUCGACAAUAUGUUGACAAUGUACGAGAAUCAUAACGCAAUAGCAGCUGAGAGAAGAGCUACGUAUUCCGGAGGACCCGUCCCCAUGGAAUUCUACGUCAGUCAAGAGUUCUAUUGCGGUAAAAACGUUUACCUCUUCAUCUCGGAACUCUACAGCGAUAUAUACAACAUGGGCAGAGGUAUAGCACCAUACUGCAAGGAUCGAUCGUUUGUUUUCCUUGGAUUCCUGCAUUUUCACGAUGAGAAGAAGUAUUACUUGAUGGAGGAUCCCAGCAUCACCUUCCCUACGGACAACUAUAUACACGGACUGGAAUGUCACGUCGGUAUUUGCAUAUUUCGGUUUCCUUUUAAGAAACUAUUACAAAAAGACAGAGACGUGAUAACCUUGCCCAAAGCGAUCGUUAAGUGUGGACUGGUGAUGUACAAAUUGCCGCCGCUGACCGCCACAGCAUGUAUCAUUACAUCCGGUUCCUUCAUUCUCGACUUCAACAUCCAGGGUCUACGGUAUCGACAUUACGACUUUUUACUGACUGCGCCAAACGGCCAAACUUAUUACACUAAGGAGAAGAACACGCCCUUGGUAUGUGACCAUCACGUUUGCGAAUGGAAUUAUACUAACCAUUACGGCGGUCCGUUCCUGGUUCCUGGAGAUCCAGGAACCGGAAUAGUAUCAAUACCGCCGUAUAUAGAGUCCACACCAACACCACAAGUCGUCGAAGAAGAAGAAAAUAUAACCGUCCCAUAUGUACUGGACGGAUGUCUUUUCAUGUAUCCUCCAAAUUACGGAUCAAUUGCUGGAAAGAGUUACUUGGAUUCUGUGGACAUUCAUGACGAAAGAUUUACGUGUAACGCAGCAGGAAAUAAGGGUCUCUACUGGUAUCCACAAUGGAUGGGUGCGCCGCCACAUCAUCCAUAUCCUCCUACUCUUACGCAAGAAAAGGGCGCUUUUGAACCACCUGGACCUUUCUACCCGCACCAGAAUUUUGAUACCGAGGGAGAUAGAAAUCAAUAA
Parnassius apollo (apollo) is the source of this 1350-nucleotide messenger RNA. The record is from the annotation of a GenBank genome assembly. NCBI's taxonomy places the organism in Eukaryota, Metazoa, Arthropoda, Insecta, Lepidoptera, Papilionidae.